GUGGCGUCGGUCUCGGAGAGAAAAGCAAAACAAUCGUUUAUUCCUAUAACCGGCCGCUUUCCGGGGCUUCGGAGCAGCAGUGGACCCGCCGUGUCAGCGCAGCGCCGCGGCUUUGUGGUCAGCACACUCGUAUUAAAUGUAUCUGUGCCCAGUCCGCUCCGCGACCCGCCGAGAGCUCGUCUUCUGCCUUUAGCGCCGCUCGUCACGUUUAAAAUGACUUCCAAGCGCCUGCUCGACAGGUCUCCGCCCGGCGUCAGAGCGAGCUGCGCCGGCGGCAUCAUCACGCACGCAGGCCACGGCGAGGGGGUCGCGGCCGUGGACUACGGGGUCUUUUGGGCGAGGAAGAAAGGACCCGUACCGGUCAAUGGCUUUAACACGAAACUGCUGGACAAGGGGUCCCUGCACGAGCCGAGCAAGGAGAACUCUCUCAAUGGAAACCACUUCGCCUCGGGGAGGGAGAAGCUCCACAGCAGGAAGAAGAUGGGCUGCGCUGGUGAGGAGGAUGGGAGAGAGAUGGCCUCCUCCGGUGGUGUCCUCAAACGAGGCAGCCCGACUCAUCUCCUGGUGUUAAAUGGACAGAGGCCAGAGGACCACAUACAUGUGGAGGCCAUGACUCCAGUGAGGAGGCCCCAGGAGCCAAGAUGUGUCCUGCCGUUGCGUGUUACGGACCCUUCCCCUGAGGACCCCGAUGCUUCCUCUCAUAUCCCCGUCCCCCGCAACAGGAAGCCCUCAGGCCAUGCUGAUAAAGAGGUGAUGGCAGCUACCGUCCUGACCACACUGUCCACCAGCCCUCUGGUGCUGAACCCCUCCUCUGGUGCUUCAGGUGCAGUUCCAGAGCCUGCCAGCAGGGGGUGGAAGGAGAGCCUGUCAGCCAGCUACAGCAGCUCCACCAGUGGCAACUGGAGCUGGGACGCCAGCGACCAGUCUGUGCCCUCCACGCCGUCCCCACCCCUCUCCAACGACGUCAGCAAGAGCUUCCUGCUCUCCUCACAGGGCGAAGACAACAUCGAGGAGGCCGAGAGCACGCACUUCCUGUUUGAGGACCCCAUCCCCCGGAAACGGAAGAACUCUGUGAAGGUGAUGUUUAAGUGUUUGUGGAAGAACUGUGAAAAGGUCCUCAGCACAUCCUCAGGGAUCCAGCGGCACAUCCGCACCGUGCACCUGGGGCGGAACGGAGAUUCCGACUACAGUGAUGGUGAGGAGGAUUUCUACUACUCAGAGAUUGAGGUGAACAUGGACACUCUGUCUGAAGGGCUCUCCAACCUCACACCCACAUCGCCCACCACUGCCGGACCGCCCCCUGUCUUCCCCCUGGCCAGCGACAUGGCACAGUCAGAGUCGUAUAUGAUUCACAGUCCGCUCAGCCAAUCAGCUCCAUCCACACUGUGCCACAUCCGCACUGACCACGCCUACCAGGCCACUGCUCCCGUCAACAUUCCCAGCGUGUCCUCCGAGCUGCCCCACAGCCAGAGCACCAUCAGCGUCUCCUGGCAGUCGCCUCCUGUCAUCUUUAAAGGCCCACCGGGCGCAUUGAACCAUGUCCGCACUGUGAGCAUCGGGGAGAAGAGACAGCCCGUCACACACACCACCGUCAGCAAGACACACACCAUCAACCUGUCUACACCCAAACCCACUGCUGGAACCAGAAAACCCCGCGGUGAAGCGAAGAAAUGUCGCAAGGUGUACGGGAUGGAGAAGAAGGAUCUGUGGUGCACGGCCUGCCGCUGGAAGAAAGCCUGCCAGCGCUUCACUGACUGAUCCUGAUCUUUCCCUUCCAACCAAAUGGACUCUUCCAUCAGCAGUGUUUCACUGACUUUCACUAACUCCUCCCUCUCCAGAGCCCCAGAAUGGACUUUUCCUUCAGGGCUGAGCUACAGAUGGGGCGAGGUAAGGGGGGGUGUUUCUGGGAUGUGGCCAUUUCAGGAGGUGCUCCUUGUCCUGAACCACAGCCAACAGUGGAACAUAUUUCACUCUUAUGAAACAUGCAAAAAAAAAAAAACACACAAAAAAAGGAAAAAAAUGAUAAAAG
Messenger RNA from Colossoma macropomum (tambaqui), 2029 nucleotides. Its product is annotated as zinc finger protein 704. Gene Ontology annotation, biological process: regulation of transcription by RNA polymerase II. The record is from RefSeq and is a predicted model, not a curated record. Gene Ontology annotation, molecular function: RNA polymerase II cis-regulatory region sequence-specific DNA binding; DNA-binding transcription factor activity. Lineage: Eukaryota; Metazoa; Chordata; Actinopteri; Characiformes; Serrasalmidae. The transcript is spliced from 9 exons. The coding region runs from base 214 to 1758 and encodes 514 amino acids. Gene Ontology annotation, cellular component: nucleus.